AGACCAUAUGAUGAUGCGCGUGCGGGGGCCGUGUAUAUGCUUAAUCCCAUUUCCUUAUCCGGGGUCCGUCCUGGAGGCGCGCCAUUGGCCGGUCGCCGUCACGUGGCUUCUUAACUUUGUUCACUUGACAGAAAAGUAGGAGGGUUCAACGGAACAGGAAUAACCGAAGAGUAAAGGGAUGAGAUAUAAAUUUUAGUUAUAUAUUUUGCGAGUAGGUGCAAUUCCACAAAAAGACUGAAAUUAAUGGCCAUGAGCUCCUAUUUGAUCAACUCCAACUAUGUGGACCCGAAGUUCCCACCUUGCGAGGAGUACUCACAGAGCGACUAUUUGCCCAGCCACUCUCCGGACUAUUACAGCUCCCAGAGGCAGGAGCCUGCUGCCUUUCAACCGGACUCUCUCUACCACCACCAUCAACACCACCCGCACCACCAGCAGCGAGCCGAGCCGCCCUACACGCCGUGCCAGCGCGCAGGGCAGCCCGCAUCGGUGGUGAUGUCCCCCCGGGGUCACGUCCUACCCCCGUCCGGACUACAGACCACCCCCGUCCCGGAGCAGAGCCACCGCUGCGACUCGGUGACACCCAGCCCGCCUCCGCCUCCGUCUUGCGGCCAGACGCCCCACAGCCAAAGCACUUCGUCCCCCGCGAGCACUCGUAAGGACCCCGUAGUAUAUCCGUGGAUGAAGAAAGUCCAUGUAAACAUCGUGAGUUCAAACUACACAGGGGGCGAGCCGAAGCGCUCGCGGACGGCCUACACGCGCCAGCAGGUCCUGGAACUCGAGAAGGAGUUCCACUACAACCGGUACCUGACGCGCAGGCGCAGGGUGGAGAUCGCGCACACGCUAUGCCUGUCAGAGCGACAGAUCAAGAUCUGGUUCCAGAACCGUAGGAUGAAAUGGAAGAAGGACCACAAGCUGCCCAACACCAAGGUCCGUUCCGGGACAAACAACACAAACUCCCAGGCUCUAACCGGCUCCCAGAACCGCACCGGAUCCCUAUAGCCCGGUUCUUCGGCUCUUUGUCUGAUUUUUGCCCUUCCGUUCCCUUCCUGAUCCCCAAAUUGACCGCCGAGACGGCAGCCACGCUUGAAACCACCGGAACCCGCACUUUGGACCGGAAUAACGCCUUUUCUCUGGAGGGAAGGAGGGAUGUCAUUGCCGCCUUUUCGGCUCUGAUCUGUGCUGAUGUUACACACUAUGAUAUGACGUUAUGACGGGGGGGUCCAUUCAUAAAAACAUAAAUGAACAAAAGUAGGCAAAGAAGGAGACUGAAAGAACUGAAAAUGUUGCCGCUGCAUCUUUGCCACCCAACCAUCUCUCUCUCUCUCUCUCUCUCCUUCCUUGUCUCUCUGCUUUUUAUAUUUAUUUUUUGUACUCCUCCAUAUGACAGAGCAUACGACGGCAGGCUGAGGAUAAUGUGCCCUCGUGCGUGUGGUUUGUUUCCUUUUUUUC
Molecule: messenger RNA, 1449 nt
Organism: Chelmon rostratus (copperband butterflyfish)
Lineage: Eukaryota; Metazoa; Chordata; Actinopteri; Chaetodontiformes; Chaetodontidae
Gene: hoxb4a
Product: homeobox B4a
Exons: 2
Coding region: 244-999 (251 amino acids)
Biological process (GO): regulation of transcription by RNA polymerase II; anterior/posterior pattern specification; embryonic skeletal system morphogenesis
Cellular component (GO): nucleus
Molecular function (GO): DNA-binding transcription factor activity, RNA polymerase II-specific; RNA polymerase II cis-regulatory region sequence-specific DNA binding
Source: RefSeq, a predicted model, not a curated record